This is a messenger RNA of Cylicostephanus goldi, 293 nucleotides long. The record is from the annotation of a GenBank genome assembly. Lineage: Eukaryota; Metazoa; Nematoda; Chromadorea; Rhabditida; Strongylidae.
AUGGAUAUCAUCAUAACGAUCUUGUCGUUGUCGACGGAAUCGCUGGACGUUCAUCAUUUUUCUUCCAGAGUUAUUGAUCCGGUUGACGCGCGAGUUGAUGGUGGUCUGCCAAGCGAGCUUGUCAGUGAAUGUAGAAUGUCUGCUCAUAGAAAAGAGUCUCAGAUCUGUGUCUACCUCUUUGAAAAUGAGAACAAAUGGGGAUGGUAUCCUUCCCGAGAUGUUCGUUAUCUGAACACGAAUGGCGAUAACAUGUCCUCAUUGUCAUCUUUCAAAUUGGCUAUGAAGUGGUAAGA